AUGGUCAACAUAAAUUCACUUCAACGAGAAUUUUUAAUAAAACUUUGUAUAUUUUAUGGUGAACAAGUUUCAAUUGGAAAUCAAACAAAAAAUGAAGGUGAUGAUGGUGUAAAAAUUUAUGAAUUAAAAAAAUAUUGGGAUGGACUUAUUUUACUUGUUGAAAAUCGAAAUUUAAAUAAAAAUGCUUAUUUUUAUUUUCGUUGUACGUUACCACAAAAUGCAUUUAUGUCAAGAAAAGAUUCAAAUCAUCAAUUAUUUGAUGUUAUUUCAUCGAUACAUAGACAAAUUAUAAUUACAAUUGCAAGAAAAAAUGCUUCACAUUCAUUUACAAUUGGACAUGAUUUUCAAUAUAAUCUUUCUUCACAAGAUUUUAUUAAAACUAAAUAA
Molecule: messenger RNA, 387 nt
Organism: Adineta steineri
Lineage: Eukaryota; Metazoa; Rotifera; Eurotatoria; Adinetida; Adinetidae
Source: the annotation of a GenBank genome assembly